Porites lobata is the source of this 7615-nucleotide messenger RNA. Lineage: Eukaryota; Metazoa; Cnidaria; Anthozoa; Scleractinia; Poritidae. The record is from the annotation of a GenBank genome assembly.
UUACAAGGGGUUACAAGAGGUUACAGGGGUUUACAAGGGGUUACAGGGGGGUUACAAAGGGUUUACAGGGGUUACAAGGGGUUACAAGGGGUUACAAGGGGUUACAAGGGGGGUUACAAAAGGGUUACAGGGGGUUACAAGGGGUUACAGGAGGUUUACAAGGGGUUACAAGGGGUUACAGGGGGUUACAAAGGGGUUACAAGGGGGGUUACAAAGGGGUUACAGGGGUUACAAAGGGUUACAGGGGGUUACAAGGGGUUACAGGGGUUACAAGGGUUACAAGGGUUACAGGGGUUACAGGGGGUUACAAGGGGUUACAGAGGGUUACAAGGGGUUACAAGGGAUUACAAGGGGUUACAGGGGAUUACAAAGGGUUACAAGGGGUUACAAGGGUUACAAGGGUGACAGACAGUACCAGAUGGUUACAGAUGAUUACAGGGGUGUUGCAAUGGGUUAUAGGGUGGUUAAUAACUACAACAUGAAAUUAUUUACCUGCACUAGCCUCACACAACAAAAGCUGAUUUCAGGUUGGGCGUAGGCAACCACACAUAACAAUUGAAAUUAGAAGCAAUAUGGUGUUCACUAUCGGAAUGCAAAUUUUUUAUGAAAUUUUUACAGGGUAAUUAAGGUUAAGUAAAAUUUACACAUUUCAGGUUGUUUACUGUGUAUGUAAUGGUGGGCAAAAGUUCUUGUAGAAUAUAAUGACUUUAAUUCAGCUUUAAGAUAUUUAUAUGCAUACAAAUUUAAAAGUCAGAGAGAUCCAGCAAAAGGCAAAAGAGCAAGAAGUUUGCUUUUAAAUUCUGAAACCAGCUGUGCUCUUUUUGCAUGGUAAGAAAGAUUGUUCCAGAGCAUUGGUUUCACCACUAUACCUAGCACUGCAUGUUUGUUUGAGGAAAUUAGUUUUGGCCUUGGAUUAGUGCUAUAGAUCAGAUCAUGCAGUUUCAAGAUUCCUAAGGUUAUAGUUGACUUAACCAUCAUUGAGUUUUGUAAAGGAUCAAGACUCUCACAUGGGGAGAAGGUAAUGAUCAUAGAGGAUAUUGUACAUGAGGGUAGCCCUAUCCUUGGUUUGCAACCAUGUGACAAGGCAGCCAUGUUGGGGUCAAAAGAAUAGAAUUUUUUCUGGAAGAAUUUACAUGAAAAUAGAGUUUAGUUCCCAGAGGAGAGGAAAGCUUUUGUUCUUGAGCACCAACAUGGCCGCCGUGACGUGAUGUGCGUGCAAACCAGCUCUUCUAUAAAAUAAUGCCUGAUUUUGAGGCUUUUCUAUUUCAAUUUAUCAAUCUACCAAUCUAAUGGCAUAAUGGUAAACUCAUAAUGUCUUUACCUGUACAGUUUGGACUUAUUUUGUGAUUUAUCUUUCAGUUGCUCUCUACAAGUAUUCGACACGGAAAAACAGUUAUAAAAGUAAGUAACAGGCGUAACAUGAGGUUAUAGGGGUUACAAAGGUUACUCAGGGAUUACAGGAGUUACAAGGGGGGGUUACAAGAGGUUACAGGGGUUACAAGGGGUUACAGGGGGGGGUUACAAAGGGUUACAGGGGGGGUUACAAAGGGGUUACAGGGGGGGUUACAAGGGGUUACAAAGGGGGGGUUACAAAAGGUUUACAGGGGGUUACAAAGGGUUACAGGGGUUACAGGGGGUUACAGGGGUUACAAGGGGUUACAGGGGUUACAAAGGGUUACAGGGGUUACAAGGGGUUACAGGAGGUUACAGGGGUUACAAGGGGUUACAGGGGGUUACAAGGGGUUACAAGGGGGUUACAAGGGGGUUACAGAGGGUUACAAAAAGGGGUUACAAGGGGGGGUUACAGGGGUUACAAGGGGUUACAAGGGGUGACAGACAGUACCAGAUGGUUACAGAUGAUUACAGGGGUGUUGCAAUGGGUUAUAGGGUGGUUAAUAACUACAACAUGAAAUUAUUUACCUGCACUAGCCUCACACAACAAAAAGCUGAUUUCCAGGUUGGGCGUAGGCAACCACACAUAACAAUUGAAAUUAGAAGCAAUAUGGUGUUCACUAUCGGAAUGCAAAUUUUUUAUGAAAUUUUUACAGGGUAAUUAAGGUUAAAAAAAAUUUACACAUUUCAGGUUGUUUACUGUGUAUGUAAUGGUGGGCAAAAGUUCUUGUAGAAUAUAAUGACUUUAAUUCAGCUUUAAGAUAUUUAUAUGCAUACAAAUUUAAAAAGUCAGAGAGAUCCAGCAAAAGGCAAAAGAGCAAGAAGUUUGCUUUUAAAUUCUGAAACCAGCUGUGCUCUUUUUGCAUGGUAAGAAAGAUUGUUCCAGAGCAUUGGUUUCACCACUAUACCUAGCACUGCAUGUUUGUUUGAGGAAAUUAGUUUUUGGCCUUGGAUUAGUGCUAUGGAUCAGAUCAUGCAGUUUCAAGAUUCCUAAGGUUAUAGUUGACUUAACCAUCAUUGAGUUUUGUAAAGGAUCAAGACUCUCACAUGGGGAGAAGGUAAUGAUCAUAGAGGAUAUUGUACAUGAGGGUAGCCCUAUCCUUGGUUUGCAACCAUGUGACAAGGUGGCCAUGUUGGGGGUCAAAAGAAUAGAAUUUUUUCUGGAAGAAUUUACAUGAAAAUAGAGUUUAGUUCCCAGAGGAGAGGAAAGCUUUUGUUCUUGAGCACCAACAUGGCCGCCGUGACGUGAUGUGCGUGCAAACCAGCUCUUCUAUAAAAUAAUGCCUGAUUUUGAGGCUUUUCUAUUUCAAUUUAUCAAUCUACCAAUCUAAUGGCAUAAUGGUAAACUCAUAAUGUCUUUACCUGUACAGUUUGGACUUAUUUUGUGAUUUAUCUUUCAGUUGCUCUCUACAAGUAUUCGACACGGAAAAACAGUUAUAAAAGUAAGUAACGGGCGUAACAUGAGGUUAUAGGGGUUACAAAAGGUUACUCGGGAUUACAGGAGUUACAAGGGGUUACAAGAGGUUACAGGGGGUUACAAGGGGUUACAGGGGGUUACAAAGGGUUACAGGGGGUUACAAGGGGUUACAAGAGGUUACAGGGGGUUACAAGGGGUUACAGGGGGUUACAAAGGGUUACAGGGGGUUACAAGGGGUUACAGGGGUUACAGGGGGUUACAAGGGGUUACAGGGGGUUACAAAGGGUUACAGGGGGUUACAAGGGGUUACAGGGGGUUACAGGGGGUUACAGGGGGUUACAGGGGGUUACAAGGGGUUACAGGGGGUUACAAGGGGUUACAGAGGGUUACAAGGGGUUACAAGGGAUUACAAGGGGUUACAGGGGGUUACAAGGGGUUACAAGGGGUGACAGACAGUACCAGAUGGUUACAGAUGAUUACAGGGGUGUUGCAAUGGGUUAUAGGGUGGUUAAUAACUACAACAUGAAAUUAUUUACCUGCACUAGCCUCACACAACAAAAGCUGAUUUCCAGGUUGGGCGUAGGCAACCACACAUAACAAUUGAAAUUAGAAGCAAUAUGGUGUUCACUAUCGGAAUGCAAAUUUUUUAUGAAAUUUUUACAGGGUAAUUAAGGUUAAGUAAAAAUUUACACAUUUCAGGUUGUUUACUGUGUAUGUAAUGGUGGGCAAAAGUUCUUGUAGAAUAUAAUGACUUUAAUUCAGCUUUAAGAUAUUUAUAUGCAUACAAAUUUAAAAGUCAGAGAGAUCCAGCAAAAGGCAAAAGAGCAAGAAGUUUGCUUUUAAAUUCUGAAACCAGCUGUGCUCUUUUUGCAUGGUAAGAAAGAUUGUUCCAGAGCAUUGGUUUCACCACUAUACCUAGCACUGCAUGUUUGUUUGAGGAAAUUAGUUUUUGGCCUUGGAUUAGUGCUAUAGAUCAGAUCAUGCAGUUUCAAGAUUCCUAAGGUUAUAGUUGACUUAACCAUCAUUGAGUUUUGUAAAGGAUCAAGACUCUCACAUGGGGAGAAGGUAAUGAUCAUAGAGGAUAUUGUACAUGAGGGUAGCCCUAUCCUUGGUUUGCAACCAUGUGACAAGGCGGCCAUGUUGGGGGUCAAAAGAAUAGAAUUUUUUCUGGAAGAAUUUACAUGAAAAUAGAGUUUAGUUCCCAGAGGAGAGGAAAGCUUUUGUUCUUGAGCACCAACAUGGCCGCCGUGACGUGAUGUGCGUGCAAACCAGCUCUUCUAUAAAAUAAUGCCUGAUUUUGAGGCUUUUCUAUUUCAAUUUAUCAAUCUACCAAUCUAAUGGCAUAAUGGUAAACUCAUAAUGUCUUUACCUGUACAGUUUGGACUUAUUUUGUGAUUUAUCUUUCAGUUGCUCUCUACAAGUAUUCGACACGGAAAAACAGUUAUAAAAGUAAGUAACGGGCGUAACAUGAGGUUAUAGGGGUUACAAAAGGUUACUCAGGGAUUACAGGAGUUACAAGGGGUUACAAGAGGUUACAGGGGUUACAAGGGGUUACAAAGGGUUACAAAGGGGGGUUACAAGGGGUUACAAAGGGGUUACAAGGGGUUACAGGGGGGUUACAAAGGGGUUACAGGGGUUACAAAGGGUUACAGGGGUUACAGGGGUUACAAAGGGGUUACAAAGGGUUACAGGGGGUUACAAGGGGUUACAGGAGGGGUUACAGGGGUUACAAAGGGUUACAAGGGGUUACAAAGGGUUACAAGGGGUUACAAGGGGUUACAAGGGGGGUUACAAGGGGUUACAGGGGGUUACAAAGGGGUUACACAAGGGGUUACAGGGGGUUACAAAAGGGGGGUUACAAGGGGUUACAAAAGGGGUUACAGGGGUUACAAGGGGAUUACAAGGGGGGUUACAAGGGGGGUGACAGACAGUACCAGAUGGUUACAGAUGAUUACAGGGGUGUUGCAAUGGGUUAUAGGGUGGUUAAUAACUACAACAUGAAAUUAUUUACCUGCACUAGCCUCACACAACAAAAAGCUGAUUUCCAGGUUGGGCGUAGGCAACCACACAUAACAAUUGAAAUUAGAAGCAAUAUGGUGUUCACUAUCGGAAUGCAAAUUUUUAUGAAAUUUUUACAGGGUAAUUAAGGUUAAGUAAAAAUUUACAUUUCAGGUUGUUUACUGUGUAUGUAAUGGUGGGCAAAAGUUCUUGUAGAAUAUAAUGACUUUAAUUCAGCUUUAAGAUAUUUAUAUGCAUACAAAUUUAAAAGUCAGAGAGAUCCAGCAAAAGGCAAAGAGCAAGAAGUUUGCUUUUAAAUUCUGAAACCAGCUGUGCUCUUUUUGCAUGGUAAGAAAGAUUGUUCCAGAGCAUUGGUUUCACCACUAUACCUAGCACUGCAUGUUUGUUUGAGGAAAUUAGUUUUUGGCCUUGGAUUAGUGCUAUAGAUCAGAUCAUGCAGUUUCAAGAUUCCUAAGGUUAUAGUUGACUUAACCAUCAUUGAGUUUUGUAAAGGAUCAAGACUCUCACAUGGGGAGAAGGUAAUGAUCAUAGAGGAUAUUGUACAUGAGGGUAGCCCUAUCCUUGGUUUGCAACCAUGUGACAAGGCGGCCAUGUUGGGGUCAAAAGAAUAGAAUUUUUUCUGGAAGAAUUUACAUGAAAAUAGAGUUUAGUUCCCAGAGGAGAGGAAAGCUUUUGUUCUUGAGCACCAACAUGGCCGCCGUGACGUGAUGUGCGUGCAAACCAGCUCUUCUAUAAAAUAAUGCCUGAUUUUGAGGCUUUUCUAUUUCAAUUUAUCAAUCUACCAAUCUAAUGGCAUAAUGGUAAACUCGUAAUGUCUUUACCUGUACAGUUUGGAGUUAUUUUGUGAUUUAUCUUUCAGUUGCUCUCUACAAGUAUUCGACACAAAAAAACACUUAUAAAAGUAAGUAACGGGCGUAACAUGAGGUUAUAGGGGUUACAAAAGGUUACUCGGGAUUACAGGAGUUACAAGGGGUUACAAGAGGUUAGAGGGGGUUUCAAAGGGUUACAGGGGGUUACAAGGGGUAACAAGAGGUUACAGGGGGUUACAAGGGGGUUACAGGGGUUACAAGGGGUUACAGGGGGUUACAAAGGGUUACAAAGGGGUUACAAGGGGUUACAAAGGGGGUUACAGGGGUUACAAAGGGUUACAGGGGUUACAAAGGGGUUACAGGGGGUUACAGGGGGUUACAGGGGGGGUUACAAGGGGUUACAGGGGGUUACAAGGGGUUACAGGGGUUACAAGGGGUUACAAGGGGUUACAAAAGGGGUUACAAGGGGGGUACAAGGGGUUACAAGGGGUUACAGACAGUACCAGAUGGUUACAGAUGAUUACAGAUGAUUACAGGGUGUUGCAAUGGGUUAUAGGGUGGUUAAUAACUACAACAUGAAAUUAUUUACCUGCACUAGCCUCACACAAACAAAAGCUGAUUUCCAGGUUGGGCGUAGGCAACCACACAUAACAAUUGAAAUUAGAAGCAAUAUGGUGUUCACUAUCGGAAUGCAAAUUUUUUAUGAAAUUUUUACAGGGUAAUUAAGGUUAAGUAAAAAUUUACACAUUUCAGGUUGUUUACUGUGUAUGUAAUGGUGGGCAAAAGUUCUUGUAGAAUAUAAUGACUUUAAUUCAGCUUUAAGAUAUUUAUAUGCAUACAAAUUUAAAAAGUCAGAGAGAUCCAGCAAAAGGCAAAGAGCAAGAAGUUUGCUUUUAAAUUCUGAAACCAGCUGUGCUCUUUUUGCAUGGUAAGAAAGAUUGUUCCAGAGCAUUGGUUUCACCACUAUACCUAGCACUGCAUGUUUGUUUGAGGAAAUUAGUUUUUGGCCUUGGAUUAGUGCUAUAGAUCAGAUCAUGCAGUUUCAAGAUUCCUAAGGUUAUAGUUGACUUAACCAUCAUUGAGUUUUGUAAAGGAUCAAGACUCUCACAUGGGGAGAAGGUAAUGAUCAUAGAGGAUAUUGUACAUGAGGGUAGCCCUAUCCUUGGUUUGCAACCAUGUGACAAGGCGGCCAUGUUGGGGGUCAAAAGAAUAGAAUUUUUUCUGGAAGAAUUUACAUGAAAAUAGAGUUUAGUUCCCAGAGGAGAGGAAAGCUUUUGUUCUUGAGCACCAACAUGGCCGCCGUGACGUGAUGUGCGUGCAAACCAGCUCUUCUAUAAAAUAAUGCCUGAUUUUGAGGCUUUUCUAUUUCAAUUUAUCAAUCUACCAAUCUAAUGGCAUAAUGGUAAACUCAUAAUGUCUUUACCUGUACAGUUUGGACUUAUUUUGUGAUUUAUCUUUCAGUUGCUCUCUACAAGUAUUCGACACGGAAAAACAGUUAUAAAAGUAAGUAACGGGCGUAACAUGAGGUUAUAGGGGUUACAAAAGGUUACUCGGGAUUACAGGAGUUACAAGGGGUUACAAGAGGUUACAGGGGGUUACAAGGGGUUACAGGGGUUACAAAGGGGUUACAGGGGGUUACAAAGGGUUACAGGGGUUACAAGGGGUUACAAGGGGUUACAGGGGGUUACAAGGGGUUACAGGGGGUUACAAAGGGUUACAGGGGUUACAGGGGGUUACAGGGGUUACAAGGGGUUACAGGGGGUUACAAGGGGUUACAAGGGUUACAAGGGGUUACAAAAGGGUUACAGGGGUUACAAGGGUUACAGGGGUUACAGGGGUUACAAGGGGUUACAGGGGGUUACAAGGGGUUACAGAGGGUUACAAGGGGUUACAAGGGGUUACAAGGGGUUACAGGGGGUUACAACGGGUUACAAGGGGUGACAGACAGUACCAGAUGGUUACAGAUGAUUACAGGGGU